AUGAACCAAAACAAAGAUAACAUUGCCCCAACAAUCAAAGAUGAUAGCCCAUUUGGAUACCUUCAAGAAGAUCUCUUGAUAGAGAUAUUCAUCAGAGUUCCAAUAACAGACUGGGAACAUAUAUCCUGUGUUAGAAAACAGUGGGCUGAUUUGUUCCGUGGAGAAUGCUUAUGGCAGGCUGCUCUUAACCGGACGUAUCCUCAUGCUAACAAAACUCAGAGAUGGAGUGGACCAAUCCGUCAAGGAUCAAGCAAACGGAGAUUUAUGGCUUUAUACAUCAGCAGAAACAUAUUAGGUGUGGAUACAGACAUAGAUGAAAUGCUUGGACAUAUUUACUUAUUCUUGAAAGAUCAGCUUCAGCUUUCAACUACUCCUGCUUCAGGCGUCCUACAUGGAACCAUGAUUGACCAAUUGAUUGUUUGUGGCAAAUCAAAAGAAGAAGCUGAUGAGCUCGUUACAAAGAUUUGGCUUGCUCUUCUCGACAAUAUAGAGGAUACGAAACAUACGUUUCUUGUCCUGAAGUCCAUUGCACAAGAAUAUGAUUUGCAGGGGUUUCUGCCAUAUCCAUACUCAAGACCGAUCAAAGUACAGUGGAAAGUGUUUGAGAAACUGUUUGUGGACUUCCGAGACUUGUUGUUUGAUCACUCAGAGUAUUGCGACUUAAUAGGGAUCGCCAAGAAGAAGUUUCAGACAAUCCCUCAUCUUUGGUUAGGCUAUUAA
This is a messenger RNA of Eruca vesicaria subsp. sativa (arugula), 720 nucleotides long. The record is from the annotation of a GenBank genome assembly. Lineage: Eukaryota; Viridiplantae; Streptophyta; Magnoliopsida; Brassicales; Brassicaceae.